Kwoniella shivajii is the source of this 639-nucleotide messenger RNA. RefSeq lists its product as uncharacterized. The transcript has 4 exons. Lineage: Eukaryota; Fungi; Basidiomycota; Tremellomycetes; Tremellales; Cryptococcaceae. The coding region runs from base 1 to 639 and encodes 212 amino acids. The record is from RefSeq and is a predicted model, not a curated record.
AUGGGCAACAAUUUUUCGACAGUUAGAUGGGAAUCACCGACCGGCGGCAAGUUCAGGAUCUAUUCCAGAUUCUAUGAUGUUUAUGGACUUGGAUCAUGGAAACCUGUCGAGGUACAACAUAGGAUCAUCGGUCAUCCGGCUUUUGACAGGGUCGGGGAAUGCCUCGUGCUGGUAGAGUUGAAACCGAACGGUACUCAGGAAAUCGAAUUCCGAAAGGAAAAAUCCUGGUCAGCUAAACAAAUCCGAUAUCUCGAUUGCGCUUUGGAUGGUCUUUCAGCACCAUAUCAUUGGUGGGGACUGGUGAUCAUUCGACCUCACCUGAGAUUGGUGAAAGAAGCUGCACAACAAGCUGCUAUAGUCAAAGCUAAAGCGUCAGAAGAAGCCACAACGGCAGCAACCUCGCGGCCACAGGAGACAGUGAUAGAAAAGAAAGAAGCCAAGGCAGAGAAGAAGAAAAUCACCAUAGUGGAAAACAAAGAUGACAAGGUGUUGAAACAGGUAGAAGAGAAAACAGAGACAAAAAUGCAUGAGAAAUCAGAGAAGAUGGAAGGCGCGGCUAGCGAGAUUGUCACUGAACAAAUUGCUGUUCCCCCUGCCGAAGGAAAAAAGGGAAAGAAGAAGGCUAAGGAUGCAGUUUAG